This is a messenger RNA of Amborella trichopoda, 2093 nucleotides long. Lineage: Eukaryota; Viridiplantae; Streptophyta; Magnoliopsida; Amborellales; Amborellaceae. The record is from RefSeq and is a predicted model, not a curated record.
CCGAUCCGCUUUUUAAACCAUUGGUUUUAACACAUUUAAAAAAAAAAAAUGUUUCUUCUGGUUGACUUAAAAUGGAGUAUGUAACGUGGAGGAACAGGUUUUUCUCCACCAUUCAUUACUGAGGAUGAGGCUGGAAAGGAACAUAUACUUAACCUACUAUGAAAAAUUGCUUAUAGUAUAUUUUCUCUUGAAGGAAUGUUUUCUAAUAAUUGCUAAACCCAAAUUGCUUGGAACACCUGUAUGAAUCAUGCAGGAAAUGCAGAAAACCUUCAACCCCAAAAAAGGUGCCUGAAUUUUUUUUUUAUUUUUUGAGUAAAUUAACUGCUGUAUUAAUAAAAUAAAAGGAGUAUAAAACAGAUCGUGUACAGAUAGAGCAUAUACAUGAUUGGGCAAGCCCGCUUGUCAGGUGCCCUGUACAAAAAGCCCCCAAAGGGCCAAGACAAAAAAACUCUACAUCGAAACAGCUUAAAAAAGGGAAAAGGGGGACAGGAUAGAAACUUGAAAUUGCCUACAAGCCCCGAGGACUGUUAAGGCUUGCGCCUUGCCUAGCUAGAGCGUUGGAACCAACGUUGGCUUUCCUAAAAAUGUGUUUCCAAGUGAUUCUUAAGGUAUUGGACAUAAAAGCUAUUUCGUUGAAGACAUGCUUAAGUCUCCACGGGCAGGGAGCAGCACCGGUAGCCCAAGUGAUUAUGUUUGUAGAGUCGCCAUUAGCAACCAGGUCCGUGUUCCAGCUAGGUUCAAACAUUCGAAGCCCUUCAAGCUAGGCCAGAGCCUCUGCACUGGUAGAAUCAGAUGAGCCAAUGGGUAGGGAGGGAGAAGGAAAGGAGGGUGGAGCCUUCAAAGUUUCUAAAAAUGCCUCCAACACCGGAGGGGCCUGGGUUGUCAAGGGAGCAACCAUCAAAAUUGAGCUUUAUAGGCGCAUCUUCAGGCGGCCUCCACAGAGAAGAACGAGGUUUUCCUUUGGGCCCUGAUGUUCAAGAGGUUAUGCAUGUUGUGGAAGAGGUCGGUAAAAGAGAAGCUUCUGAAGGUACUGUGGUUCUUGGUGCCUGAAUUGUAUAUUUAAAUCAGUGAGCGGCCUGGAUCAGUCAUUGUUUGGAAAAUGACUAUUUUGGUUUGGUGUUCAUAAUGCUGGAAAAGUGAGGUUACUUUGCAAAAUUAUGAUUUUGUCAUGUUUCAGGUUCUUUAUGAUACUUAUACUUAGAUGGUACCUCUUUUUCUUGAGAAAAAUUGACAUUUCGCUUAGAUGGUACUUCGAUAUUCAACUAUUGUACUAGGAGGAAGCUGAUCUUCUACCCAAAGAAAAAAGGUCUGGUUAAGCACAUUCCUGAGAUUCCAAGUCUGAAGAUCCUGCACGACAUAUUAUAUGUUCCAGCAGUGUUUCGAUAUUUCCCACCUAAUUUUAUGUUGGAUAAUCUUAUUCUUCAGAAGUUCAGUUCAUGUAUUAAGAUACUGUGACUCAUCCAUUCUUAUUGGGUUUUUGGAUAACUGCUUGGGUCUUCUGAUUUAGAAGCUUUUCUAGAUGUUGGAAAUGCAUUCAUAAACUACACUAUUCAAUUCUAUUUGUAGCCUUCUCAGCAUGCGCGCACACACACACACGUAUAUGGUUUUAUAUUCAGAAGCCAUCUAAUUGAAGGAAAGAGUUGAUGUUAUCUUUCAAUUGGGUUCUCAUUGUUUCUUGUAGUAAGAUCCUUUGUUCACUCUAUGCUUGUAAAUGUGCAGGUAGGCGAAAGCCUGAACCUGAUGCAUACUUGGAAGUCCUUCAACAUCUUGCAGUUGAUCCAGCAAGUUGUGUCUUCAUUGAUGACAGGGAGACAAACGUAGAGGCUGCAAUAAACACAGGAAUGAAUGGAAUACAUUUCAAAGGUGCAAUGGUGCUUGAACAAGAGCUCUUAGAGUUAGGAAUCGAAACAGGUGGGUUGGAGCCUAGAACCAGAACUGACGUCUCUUCUUUAUCAGAGAAAGAUACGAGGACCUGAUUAAUGAUGUCUUUCAUUGCUGGUUUCGCUAGCUACUUCUGCAAUAAUAAUAAGUUGUUGGGUGGUGAAUAAAUAAUAUUUUGCAAUUAUCGAACACGUCACAUGUGCAAAGUGCUA